This is a messenger RNA of Aspergillus fijiensis CBS 313.89, 2542 nucleotides long. RefSeq names its product bZIP transcription factor. The record is from RefSeq and is a predicted model, not a curated record. The transcript has 2 exons. Gene Ontology annotation, biological process: regulation of DNA-templated transcription. Gene Ontology annotation, molecular function: DNA-binding transcription factor activity. NCBI's taxonomy places the organism in Eukaryota, Fungi, Ascomycota, Eurotiomycetes, Eurotiales, Aspergillaceae. Bases 311 to 2158 code for a protein of 615 amino acids.
AUACUGAUCCCCCAUUCUUCCUCUUCCCAUUGAGUCUGCUUUUACUCUUGUACAAUACCCCCAUUUGCUUCCUCACAUCUCCCCUCCCAAUCACACCACAUUCUCCCAUCUCUCGACUGCGAGCCCUUUCCGACUAUCGCUUCGACUCGACCACGCCUCAUCGUCUCUCGUUAUCCCUAUCCUUAUCCGAAUCUUGUGACUUUCGUUUGAAUUCGACACUGACACUGACUGAGACUCCAAUCCCAUCGCUAUCAACGAGUCUUCUUGACUGCAGUCUCGCUUCCUCCUUACCAACCACAGUUUCGUCAUCAUGGCUACCUUGGCGGAACACCCGGCUGUUGCGCCUUCAACUUAUGAACAAGACAUUGAAUCGUUCCUGAAUCUAGACCAACUUGCUUACACUACCGCGGAAACUGCUCGAUCAAAGACCGCACUCAUCACCCAACCCACUCUGCCCAGUACUGAAUUCAACGCAGGCGAUGUACGAAGUGCUGGUUUCGCUUCGACAAACCCAACGCCAGUCGCGUUUCAGGCCCCGAGUCACCAGUAUGACGAACAUAAGCAACAAACCGGUCUGCCCCCGGGCGCUUUAGCUCAUGCCAUGACAUUCAACCACAUGAAUGGAAUGGGAUUCGGUGGUGCAAGCCCCAACUACCCGAUCAAUGGUGAUAUGUUCGCUGGUGGUCAGAUCAAGCGCGAAGAUGCUCCGAUGGAUUUCAACAGUCCCCCGACACGGAACCCUUCCGAAAUGGACCUGGAGUCUGACAAUAUGGGAACCGCCUCGGCCUACUUCCUUUCGCCGAACCCUAACAACAGAAAUCAAUUCGUGGAUCCAACCGCCUUGAGCGGUCAUGAGGUUGUUCACGCUGGUCCUUCCACUCAAGUGGGUCGCAUGUAUCCUGGUAUGCACCAGCAGCAAGCUGCCAUGGCCAAGGCGGCACAACAACAGAGACAUCAUGAAUUCCUCCGUCAGCAGCAAUUCCAGCAGCAACAGCGUCGAUUGGAUGAGCAUAUGCAUCAGCAUGGGGCUCCUCACAGCCAGACUCCUCGUCCACCCAACCCACUGGUAGAGGAGCGGAUCUCGCGGCUUUUGCAGCAGAUGCGCCAGAAUGCCAUGGGCUCCCCCGAUGAUUCGCCGUCUCCUUCAUCUCUGCCUCAGAUGGCCAAGGCCAAAAAGGACGAGCAGGAUAUGGAUGAAGAUGAGCGCCUCCUGGCCAGUGAAGAGGGCAAGAAGCUUAGCAGCAAGGAACGUCGCCAGCUUCGCAAUAAGGUUUCCGCUCGUGCCUUCCGUUCUCGCAGAAAGGAAUAUAUUGGUCAACUCGAAAGUGAAGUGGCCGCCAAAACCAAUGAAGCUCAUGAGCUUCGUCUUCAAAACCGUGCCCUAUUCGAGGAGAACGGUCGUCUGACUGACCUCGUUCGCACGCUCCUGUCUUCGCCUCAUUUCGGCCAGGUUCUGGACGAACUCAGCGUCGGCGGUGUCCCGAUGUCCAACCAAGCGCAACCACAGCAACUUCCUCAACACCAACAUCAGCCGCAGCCUCAGCCUCAGCCUCAACAGCAAUCAGCACAUCCUCAACCGCAACCCCAGCAACAACCACCCACCAUGUCACAACCACCUAUGCAACAGCCUUCUCAGGUUGGCAUGGUCAUGGUUCCAAACCAGGGACUUGAUGCUUCCGCUAUGGGCAUGAACAAUGCGGGUUGGAACUCGGGCAUUGAUAUGAACUUCGGCAAUGCCUCGGUCUUCGCCGUACUGGAGGUCCCUGAGCCCAUUAUCGACUCUGAGUCUUUAUCUGGAAAGUCUUUCACUUUCAUGGAGUCUUGCCUUUCCAACAACUCUGGUGCAAAGAGUGAAGCUCCUGUUCUUGAGUCUCUGCCCGUGGACGCUAAGGCGCCCGUCACUGUCGGCGUCGAGAACCCGGAUGUCAAGAUUGACGAGUCCGAUCCCGCUUUUGCCCUAUUCCUGGACGCGCCCCGUGCUUCUUCCUCGGAUUCUCCCGCGAUCUCCUUUGGGAGUAUUUCAGAGAAACCGACAGCUACUUUUGAGCUGGUGGUCGAGAACCAGCCUCAGGACUGUGACACUCGGUUUGCUCAAUUCUGCCACAGUAUGGAGGCCGCCUUUGAACGUGUUUCCUUAAUGACUUCUCACCUCUCAUGAUUCCCCUUUUUGCAACUUGAAUUUUACAAUUUUGCGUGAUGCAAGCCUGCUCGUGGGUUGGCUUUCCGAAAUACUCAGGUGUAGACACCGAUGUCUCUCUUUCGUCAAUGAUUUUCUUCUCAAGCUCUCAAUCAUCUGCUUGGAAUGCAGUCGCUUGCACUCAAUCUGGGUUUCCUUUACUUCCCAUUUUUCCAUUUGUUUUCUUUCUUUUUUUUGCCUUCAUUACAUGCCUCUAGAUGCUGGAGGUCUCGAAUGCGCUUAUGGGGUUAUACGGAUUGGUCUAUUUGGAUGCGAUUUUUACUAGGGACGGACUUACAGGAUGCAAGGUACUGGGUACUGGCGGAUAAGGAAACACAAGGCAUUCAAUACAGAACAUAUCCAAAA